Molecule: messenger RNA, 2356 nt
Organism: Cololabis saira (Pacific saury)
Lineage: Eukaryota; Metazoa; Chordata; Actinopteri; Beloniformes; Belonidae
Gene: ctsh
Product: cathepsin H
Exons: 12
Coding region: 166-1143 (325 amino acids)
Biological process (GO): immune response
Cellular component (GO): lysosome
Molecular function (GO): cysteine-type endopeptidase activity
Source: RefSeq, a predicted model, not a curated record
UUUUUCUCCUGCAUCUGUGUUUCACCUGAACCACAUGUGUUUUCCUGAAGUCUCCUGUUGCAGGCUGUGAGCGGCUGCAGGAUUAGCGUCUCCUCGUGACCGACUCAGACUCAGCUUUCACUUCACCUUCAGCCGCUCAGUCGCUCCCGACUCUCACAAGUGAACAUGGAGAUCCUUUUACUUCUGUUUGCUUUGCCGUUUCUAACUUCUGCCUUUUAUUUGAAAAAACAAGACGUGAAUCACUUCAAGUUAUGGAUGACACAGCACAACAAAGCUUACAACAUGCAGGAGUACAACUUGAGACUUCAGAUAUUCACGGAGAACAUGAGGAGGAUCGACAAACACAAUCAGGGAAAUCACUCGUUCACAAUGGCACUGAACAAGUAUUCAGACAUGACAUUUCGUGAGUUUCGAGAGUCCUUCCUCCUGUCGGAACCGCAGAACUGCUCUGCUACCAGGGGAAACUACCUCAGCAGCAACGGACCACAUCCCGACUCCAUCGACUGGAGGAAGAAGGGAAAUUAUUUAACACCAGUGAAGAAUCAGGGAGCUUGCGGUAGUUGCUGGACGUUUUCCACUACUGGCUGUCUGGAGUCCGUCACAGCUAUCGCCACUGGGAAGCUUGUGCCACUGUCGGAACAACAGCUAGUAGACUGCGCCCAAGACUUCAAUAACCAUGGAUGUAAUGGCGGUCUUCCCAGUCAGGCAUUUGAGUACAUCAUGUACAACAAGGGGCUGAUGACGGAGAAGGACUACCCGUACACGGCUGUGGAAGGUACGUGUGUGUAUAAACCUUCACUGGCUGCUGCUUUUGUGAAGAAUGUGGUAAACAUAACAGUGUACGAUGAGAUGGGGAUGGUCGACGCCGUCGCCACUCGUAAUCCUGUCAGCUUGGCAUUCCAGGUGACCGCAGACUUCAUGCAUUACAGCAAGGGCGUGUACGCCAGCACUAAAUGCCACAACACUACAGACACGGUGAACCACGCUGUGCUUGCUGUCGGCUACGGCGAGGACAGCGGUAUCCCUUACUGGAUAGUAAAGAACUCCUGGGGACCCAGUUGGGGCAUUGAUGGAUACUUCCACAUCGAACGUGGGAGCAACAUGUGCGGACUUGCUGCCUGCUCAUCUUUCCCAGUCGUGUGAUUUUGAUUUGAAUUUUUUUAUCAUGACGUACACACCCAGGUGUUUUUCAAAGACAUAAUGAAAUGUAUUCCUUGUUUAUUUGUUGUUGUUUUUUUUACAUAUGUACAGUGAGCCUCACUCAUGAAGUCUGAACAGAUUUGCAAGUCAAGUUAAGUUUAUUUCUGUAGCACAGUUAUAACAACCUCAGUUGACCAAAGUGCCGCAAAAUAAAAACCUAAAAACAGAGCAAACAACAAUGUUUUCUAAAAUUGUAGGGACAGCAAUCCUCAAAUUAAAUAAUACAACUUUUUUUUUUUUUAAAUCUCGUGACAACUCACUGAAAUCACUGUAAACCUACUCUGGAUUCAGGAUUGGAGCAAAUAGCUGGGAUUUGAUGAGAGGAACGUGUGUUUGUUCAUCUCUGUAAUUACAGUUUGACUCACUUAUUAGAAUAAACCCCCCACCCAGGGACCACCAUGUAAGGAGAUGAUGGUUACUAUGUAAAGGCUAAUUCUCAUCCUGGAUCUACAUCUGUGGACAUGCUGCAUGUAAAAGAAAAAAGAAAGGGGAAGAGAGCUCAGAUACAGCACUAGAGGUCAUUUUAAUCAAACUGCAGUAAAGAGAAGAUAUGUUGUUUCGCUCUGUUUCAGGGACCAAGAAGGCUCUGGCCUGACAUGACUAAAGCAGUUAAUAGGGAAGUGAAAGAAUGGGACUGCAAGAAAUAGUUUGGUAAGAAUAACAUGUGUAUUCAGUUCCUUAAUUGUAAUUUCUUAACAAUUUUCAGAAACAUUUAUUUUCCUGAAUUUUUUAAAUAAAUGAAAGUCAUUCUCGCUUCAGAUUCAGAAACGUCUCUUAAAGAUAUCUGCAUGUUAAAACAAAGUGGACAAUAUAUGGCAUCAAUGUUGUAAAGUCUGAUAAUGACAAGCAUUAUAUUUAUCCACUCAUAAUUUACACAAUCUGUAGUCAGAAGCACGAUUGGAUUUUAUUCAAACCUACAAGAACUCUAGAACUUAAAACAUUUUCUUGAAUCCUGAAAUGAUUAACUUUCUCUUUGAGGACAACCAAACUGCUUACGUUUCAUGAAUGAGGCCCACUGGCUUUCGCAGAAGGGAUUCAGUUUUAAAUACUCAUGUGAUAGAUCAAGUCAUAUCACUACGGAUUCAGAGUAACUGAAAGUAUCAAUUAAGUGCAAAAUCAUUGUGAUUUUAUUCAUAAAUAAAAGAUACUAAAUUUG